CUGGAGAGAGGCUUCGGGACCCAAGAAAGGUUCUCCCCGGCCUGAGUGGGCGCACGCAGGUGUGCACCGCCCGCGUGAGGAGCCGCCAGCAUGAACUGGGCGUCCCUGCAGGGCCUCCUGAGCGGAGUCAACAAGUACUCCACGGCGCUCGGCCGCAUCUGGCUGUCGGUGGUGUUCAUAUUCCGGGUGCUGGUGUUCGUGGUGGCGGCGGAGGACGUGUGGGAUGACGAGCAGAAGGACUUCGUCUGCAACACCCGCCAGCCGGGCUGCCCCAACGUCUGCUACGACGAGUUCUUCCCCGUGUCCCACGUGCGCCUCUGGGCCCUGCAGCUCAUCCUGGUCACGUGCCCCUCGCUGCUGGUGGUCAUGCACGUGGCCUACCGGGAGGAGCGGGAGCGGAGGCACCGCCUGAAGCACGGGCCCAACGCCCCGUCCCUGUACGACAAUCCGAGCAAGAAGCGGGGCGGGCUCUGGUGGACGUACUUGCUGAGCCUCAUCUUCAAGGCCGCCGUGGACUCCGGCUUCCUCUACACCUUCCACCGCCUCUACGAGGGCCAUUACGACAUGCCCCGCGUGGUGGCCUGCUCCCAGCCGCCCUGCCCCCACACCGUGGACUGCUACAUCUCCCGACCCACGGAGAAGAAGGUCUUCACCUACUUCAUGGUGGCCACAGCGGUGGUCUGCAUCCUGCUCAACCUCAGUGAGGUCGCCUACCUGGUGGGCAAGAGGUGCCUGGAGAUCGUGGGCCCCAGGCGCCAUCGGUCUCGGCGCCGGAGUCGCCUGCAUGAUUCGUGCCCCCCGUAUGCCCUCUCCCAGGGAGACCACCCCCAAGAUGGGAACUCUGUCCUAAUGAAGGCCAGCUCGGCCGUGGUGGAUGCAGGUGGGUAUCCGUAACCUGUGAGGUUGGCAACUGGGACCACCGUGUCCCCCACCUGCUCCCUGAGGCCACACAGGACAGUGGCACUUUCUGCAGCAAGGCAUGCGAGGAAGGGGGCUGUGGGGCUCAUGAAGCCCAGCCAGGGGCCAGUACUGGGGGGCAGUUCUGUCUCAGGGUCCUGAGCCCCAGGGGAAGAAGGUUUAAUGGCAGGCAUUUUAUAUAUGGCAAUAGGGGAUGUCAAAACCCUUAAUAAAUAUGAUUGUCUCAGUACCUUGCAGACCAGGUGGGGAGUGAUGGGUAGGA
Eptesicus fuscus (big brown bat) is the source of this 1180-nucleotide messenger RNA. RefSeq names its product gap junction protein beta 4 (gene GJB4). Gene Ontology annotation, molecular function: gap junction channel activity. Bases 91 to 894 code for a protein of 267 amino acids. The record is from RefSeq and is a predicted model, not a curated record. Gene Ontology annotation, cellular component: connexin complex. Gene Ontology annotation, biological process: cell communication. The transcript is spliced from 2 exons. NCBI's taxonomy places the organism in Eukaryota, Metazoa, Chordata, Mammalia, Chiroptera, Vespertilionidae.